Microplitis mediator is the source of this 9762-nucleotide messenger RNA. RefSeq names its product protein lap4 (gene scrib). The transcript is spliced from 32 exons. Lineage: Eukaryota; Metazoa; Arthropoda; Insecta; Hymenoptera; Braconidae. Gene Ontology annotation, molecular function: protein binding. The record is from RefSeq and is a predicted model, not a curated record. Gene Ontology annotation, biological process: neurotransmitter receptor transport postsynaptic membrane to endosome; neurotransmitter receptor transport, endosome to postsynaptic membrane. Gene Ontology annotation, cellular component: postsynaptic membrane; postsynaptic density; adherens junction. The coding region runs from base 294 to 6710 and encodes 2138 amino acids.
UCAGACAUCUAAAGGCAGAAGCGAGCGCGUUUGAAGCCGAGUAGGGCGUGAAAGUGUGUGUCGUGCCGCCCGCUACUUUUAGUGUCCUCUUGGUCAGGAUCAACACACAAUUAAAUAAAUAAAUAACCAAUAAAAUAGUAACUAAUAAUUAAAAUAUGUCCGAGUAAUAAUAAAAGUUAUUUAAAUACCGAGUAGUGUGGUUAUAAUUCGUGUGACAAUAAUGCUUGGUGUUGCGAUUAACAGUGUUGUGUGAUAAACGUUGUGUGUUGAGUUUAGUUUAGUAUAUACAUACCAUGUUCCGCUGCAUUCCAAUCUUUAAAGGGUGUAACAGGCAGGUGGAAUACGUUGACAAGCGUCACUGCUCACUGCCAAGCGUACCCGAGGAUAUCCUCAGGUACUCGAGAAGUCUAGAGGAAUUACUUUUAGACGCCAAUCAUAUCAGGGAUUUACCUAAGAAUUUUUUUCGGCUACAAAGGCUGAGGAAACUUGGGCUCAGUGACAAUGAAAUUCAUCGGCUGCCGCCAGAUAUUCAAAAUUUUGAAAAUCUUGUCGAGCUUGACGUCUCCAGAAAUGAUAUACCUGACAUUCCUGAGAACAUCAGGAAUUUACGAGCUCUACAGGUGGCGGAUUUCAGCAGCAAUCCAAUACCACGACUACCAGCGGGCUUUGUGAAGCUGAAAAAUCUCACAGUACUCGGCCUCAAUGAUAUGUCGCUCACUAGUUUACCGCUGGAUUUCGGAAGUUUGGAAUCUUUGCAGUCGCUUGAAUUAAGAGAGAAUUUACUUAAAAACUUGCCUGAAUCACUUUCGCAGUUGAGUAAACUCGAAAGACUAGAUUUAGGUGACAAUGAAAUUGAAGAAUUACCACCGCAUCUCGGAAAAUUGCCAGCACUUCAAGAAUUAUGGUUGGAUCAAAAUCAACUGCAACACUUGCCCCCAGAAAUCGGUCAAUUAACUACACUCGCGUGCCUUGACGUUUCGGAAAAUCGUUUAGAAGAUUUACCAGAGGAAAUACGUGGCCUCGUGUCAUUAACCGAUUUACAUUUAUCCCAAAAUGUUAUCGAAAAACUGCCCGAUGGUAUUGGCGAGCUUAAAAAAUUGACCAUUUUAAAAGUUGACCAAAAUAGAUUGACGAGUUUGAAUCCAAACAUCGGUCAAUGUGAAAACUUACAAGAGCUGAUAUUGACGGAAAAUUUUUUAUUUGAAUUACCAGUUUCAAUUGGUAACCUUCAUAAUCUAAACAAUUUAAAUGUCGAUCGUAAUAGUUUGCAGUACUUGCCAACGGAAAUUGGAAAUCUAAAGAAUUUAGGCGUAUUAUCGCUUCGUGAAAAUAAACUACAGUAUUUACCUAGUGAGGUUGGACAGUGCACGGCUCUCCACGUACUCGAUGUAUCGCGUAAUAGGUUGCAGUACUUGCCGUACUCGUUGAUUUAUUUAAAUUUAAAAGCCGUUUGGCUGAGCGAAAAUCAAGCGCAGCCGAUGUUGACUUUCCAAACGGAUAUUGAUGAGGAUACUGGUCAGGAAGUCCUUACUUGCUUCCUCUUACCACAGCUUGAGAAUAAUGCAGCAGGUUUACAAGAAGGAGGGCCCUUGAGCAUGAUAGUGGGAAUGAGAAACGCGGUUCAAAAUAAUGAGAUGAGGGAGUUAGCCAGCAGCGACGAUGAGAAUUGGCAAGAAAAGGAAGCAUCGAGGACACACUCAGUUAAAUUCACUGAUGAUGGACCAGAGGCCGACAAGGAGACACCAUUUGUGCGGCAGAAUACUCCUCAUCCAAAGGAAUUAAAGGCUAAAGCUCACAAGCUCUUUAGCAAGGGAAAGAACGACAGUAGGUCAGGAUCAACGGAGGAGCAGGACGUCUCUCAAACAUUUGGCCUCGACAAAACUGAUGUAGACGCGACUCACGCCAAUGAAGAAGAACCAGCAGAAACUUCACAUCCUGUCACAACUACCGGCGAGGGAAAAUCUGACGAGACUGCGCUAUCGAAUCAAAAAGUUGCUGUGUCAGAAACGUCAAACGAUGACUCUGUUACUAAAAUUAACGACCGUGAUAAUGAAAUACAUCAUCAGCCAGAACAAUCGUCUCCGGACACUGUCGAUGUCGAGGUUUCGGUGUCAGAAGUAUCUGCUAGGGGUAGGCAGGAGGGUGGUGAGGAUGAUUCCGAGGGUGAUGAUGAUGAUAUGUCACAUAGACGUGUUGAGUUUACAAUAUCUGAAGACACGGAUUUUGAGGGUGGGGUUAAUACGGGAAAGCCGAACAGGCUGCAUCGACGUGAUACCCCGCAUCAUCUGAAAAACAAGCGAAUACACCCCGCAAUUGACAAGGAUAAAGUCGCUUCCAUCAUCGCACAGGCAAUGAUGAAGAAAAACGACGAGACAUCCGUAUCCGCAAGUCUUCCUACCGAGUCUGUCGACAAUUACGAUAUCCACAGUCAAGGAGCAACGUCAGACGCGGAACCGUCACUUGAAGUACGAGAAGAGCAGUAUGAGAUUCAUAUUGAGAGAACAACAGGCGGUCUGGGUUUGUCGAUUGCAGGAGGCAUUGGUUCGACGCCAUUCAAAGGAGACGAUGAGGGGAUUUUCAUUUCCAGAGUUACUGAGGGUGGUCCAGCCGAUUUAGCAGGGUUGAAGGUUGGCGACAAAGUUAUUUCGGUAAAUGGGGUUUCAGUGGUUGAUGUUGAUCACUACGACGCAGUUGAAGUUUUAAAAGCUUGUGGAAGAGUCCUUGUGCUUGUUAUACUAAGAGAGGUCACGCGAAUAGUACCACCAUCUGAGCAGCAGUCAACGAGGAAAGACUCUGUGUGCUCGAGUCUGAGUACCAGUCGUGCUCCAAGUGCUACCUCUUAUGUGUCGUCGACUGCUCUAUCUCACAAUCUGGAAAACGGCGAUACUUUGUCGCGUGAUUACGUCAAAACAAAGAAAAUUCCCGAGCCUUUGCCUGCGUUGAAUAAUGAAGAGACAUUAGUACCGGUGCUUGUGCACACAACAUUAAUACGAGAUCAAAAUGGUCUUGGGUUCAGUAUUGCGGGUGGAAAAGGUUCACUGCCUUUCAAAGACAAUACCGAUGCUAUAUUUAUAUCAAGAAUAACCGACGGCGGUGUUGCACAGAGAGACGGUAAAUUAUUAGUUGGCGAUAGAGUUGUAUCGAUCAAUGGGGUCGAAAUGAGCGAAGCAAAACACGAGCAAGCUGUGUCGAUGCUAACAGGUCUCGAAAGGUUCGUUAGGCUGGUAGUUGAACGAGAGAUACCCAUUUCCCAGGCGAGCUCGUUGAUGCAAGUAACCCCUUCGGAAAAAUCUCCCCGAUUGAUCGGCGCAUCCACGCCGCGUCCUUACACUGGUCUCUACACGGCUAACAGUUAUAUGGCGAAUCGACCUGGUUACGCCGGGUAUCGACGUUCUAUCGACGCGGAUAAAACACUCUCGCCAAGCCCGACAGCAAGAACGCCACCUCCUCCACCACCGGCGCCACUCUCGCUCGCGAAACCCGAACAACAACAGCAACAGCAACAACCUGUCAACGGCAUUCCCAAGAUGAACGGCGUGAGCGACAGUUCUAAUAACGGCAAAGUGACAAGUCCGACGAGUAUUGUCAAUCCACCUCAGCCUGCGCCACGGCAAACUUUACCGGCUUCACAGUCGCAGCAACACCUACAACUACAACCACAGUCACCUCAAUCUCAAUCGCAGCACCAGCAGCAUCAACCAACUCGACAAUCGGGCGCGACAACACCCAGCCAACCAGAACCGGCAAGAGCGACAUCACCGCAGGAAGACAUACAGGUACCGAAGCCAAUCACCAACGAGGAAUUUCAGGCCAUGAUUCCCGCUCACUUCCUACGACCUCCGACCUCCUCGCCCUCGCCAGACUCCCAGCAGGGUCCAGUCGUUACAGUGACUAUCAAGCAGCCUGAUAACUUACCCGGAGACGUUAACUUUCCUCCGGCGCCCACUACACUUGGUAAAGUUACCGAGACCAUCACUAAGAGUACACUCACCGAGACAGUUGUUACUCGUGUCACCGACAAUCAUCUGCUCCAGCCAGUUAUCAUUGAGGACGUCGUACUGAUGAAGGAAGGAUCGCUUGGCUUUAGCAUCAUCGGUGGCACCGAUCACUCCUGCACGCCAUUCGGCGCUAGGGAGCCUGGUAUUUUUAUAUCUCAUGUUGUACCUGGAGGAAUAGCUGCUAAGUCUGGCAAACUUCGCAUGGGUGACAGGAUAUUGAAAGUAAAUGGAACAGAUGUGACUAAAGCCACGCAUCAGGAAGCUGUCAUGGAACUAUUGAGGCCUGGGGAGUCGAUUGUUUUGACUGUACAGCACGACCCAUUACCAGAAAAUUAUCAGCUGGUCGAAAUAGAGUACAUCCCAGUAACAGAACUUGUGAUAGUGAAAGAACCUGGUGAAAAAUUAGGCAUGCAUAUAAAAGGAGGACUUCGUGGUCAGCGAGGAAAUCCACUAGACCAUACAGACGAGGGCGUAUUUAUUUCGAAAAUAAAUUCCGGCGGUGCUGCUAAGCGUGACGGAAGAUUGAAGGUGGGUAUGAGAUUAUUAGAAGUUAAUGGCACAUCAUUACUGGGAGCUACGCAUCAAGAAGCGGUCAAUAUUCUUCGUUGCUCUGGCAAUACGAUAACUCUGGUUGUGUGCAAGGGCUACGAUAAAAACGAAGUCGAGCACUUGCUGACACUGUCCGGAAGAGAGUCUAAAGAGUCACGAAGAUCUCAAGAUAUCAAAGAAAACUCACCGACUGAAGGACUAAAGUCUUUGUCUCAGAGUGUGUCGAGUCUUGACCGAGAUGACGAGGAGGCCGCGACACUGAGACAAGAGCAGGAAAUGAAAGAAGAGCUCGUCGCUUGGGAACAAGAGGAACGCGAACGGGCGUUGAUUGAGCACAGAGAAAAAUCAACUCCUGAAAAAGUUAUGGAUGUAGUAAGGGCAGCUGAAUCAUUAGUUAAUAAACCAAAUAGUCCUGUUGAUACUCCUGUGCCACCAAAGUCACCUGGUGGAACAAAAGAUCUUAAAACUACGACUAUUGUUAUGAGUAAACACACACUGGCACCACAGAAUCCCACUGCGCUACAGUCAAAAUUAAAAGAAGAAUACGGUACAUCUGUGGAUGAUCCUACAUCAACUGAACAAUCAGUAACUACUUGUACUUCUACUACUGCCUCUAUCAAGUCACAACCCCAUGCAACAACGACCAAUCUAGAUCGCCACUCACAGUCUCAACCCCAAUCCCAAUCCCAGUCUCAAUCUCAUACUCUUCCUGCUAAAUCGAAGAGUAAAUCAAAUGCUAAGCGAAGUAUUACCUUUGCAACUCUUCCUUCUCCUUAUAAAUCAACUCAAUGUAUAACAAGUCCUAUCGUUAACUCAAUGCCUGCCAAAGAUAACCGUCCAGUUUCCAUGCACGAAAUAUCUAGUUACUAUCCAGCCGCUGAUUUUUAUAAAAAAAAUAUAUCUAACCCUGAUAACAACAAUAAGUCACCGCGUUUUCGGCUUCCGCCGACGCCACUGACAAGUCCGGGGUGUGAGAAGGAUUAUUCUGGGUGUAAGAGUAUCACCACCUCACUUAACGAUAUACAGAUUGCACGUUCUGUUGAUGGAAAAAAUAUUGUGGUUGAGCCGUCGCCGAGUCCCUCACCGACGCCAGCUAAAAUGUCGGUUAGCGAUAGGAAAAAAUUAUUUGAAACUGCUGUUGAAGAACAUCUCAAACCAUCUCCAAAACCAGAAAAAGUGUUCACUUUCCUCAGUCAAGAUGAGGUAGAAAAACUGAAACAAGAAGAAGAGAGAAAAAUAGCAACUCUCACACGAGAUGAAUUUAAAUCAUGGGCUCAGAUCGAUGAUAUGGAAGGUCUUGAAGAGUCCGAAGAAAUAAUCGAACAUGAUAAUAGAAGACCUAAUAGCCGGUUGAGCUCUCGGGGCUCAUUACCUUCUCUUCAGGGCUACCCGAGUAUUGUAAGGACGGCGAAAGCUGAGCGGCGAAUGAAAGAAAAGAUGAAAGAGGAGGGAUUGAUCUCAGAUGAUGAUGAAGAAAGUCAUUUAAGUCCUGCGGAACAGCGUGCACUCCGAGCUGAAAAAAGAGCCGCUUGGAGACAUGCUCGACUCAAAUCAUUGGAACAAGAUGCUUUGCAAGCGCAAAUGGUGAUUAAAAAAAUGAGUGAAAUGAUGGAUACUUCUGCAAAAGACGGGUCUACUUUACCUCAAGAUUCACAACAACCAGAAAAAAUAGCUGAGUUUGGUACAUUAAGGCCGUCUAGCGCGGAUUUUCCAAAACUUGCCGUACGCAGCAAGGUGGGUCCGCCUAAAGCCGUACGCGAAUCCGAAAAAAUAGUGGAUGAAAAGGUAACUCGGCGUACUGAAGAGUAUGUGGAUGAAGUCACUGGCGAACGUCGCGUCCGAACAGUCGAAUACGUCGAAAAGCUCAUUGAGCGCGAGGUCGAAACGUUGAGAGAAAAAAUCAUAUCGUUGGAGCUGAGCAACGCGGAGGAGGAAGUGGAUACCGGUAAAAUCCCUGCUGACAGCGAACCCGAGAGUGAGAGUGAAGAUUUGACUGGACAAGAUUUGUCAACGAGUGUCGCGGUCGAGAGCUCAGAUUCGUUUAUUUGCACGAGUCCGACGACGGAAACGGCACCAAGUAUCGGUGGUAAAAAUGUGGGCCCCAAUAAUUCCUCGGCGGCAAAGAAGAAAAAACGAAAGCGGUCGAAAAAAGGACGAAAUUAAAAUUUAUUGAUUUAGUCUGGUGCGAUUAUUAUUAUUAUUAAUAAUAUUGUAUAGUAUAUAUACAAUUUUAGAUAGGGUUUUAGGUCACUGAAGAUCAAAUUUUUAUAAUAAAAAUGGAUUAUUUAAAUUUAUAAAUAAUAUAUAUAAAUGUAGUUAUUGAUAAAAUCAAGUAAAUUCAAAGUGUUGUAAUUACUAAGACAAUAUUGUUGCAAUUGACGUAUGAAAUUAUGUAUUUAUAGAUUUUUUAAUACUUUUUUUUUACCAGCAAUUUAACAACUACAUUUUUAAUCAAUUUUUUGAGGUUUUUAAUGUUUAAAAAUUUUUAAUUUUAUUUCAAUUUAAGCCUCUAUCUGUUUUUAUUAAGUCCAUUCUCAGACAUUGCCCUCCACUUUUUAAAAAUUUUCAGCGACUUUCCAUUGAUUAAAAAAAAAUUAAAACUUUAUUUGAAAAAAGGAUAUCGCAGUAGUAAUUUGCCGAGGUAUAGAUUUAAAAAAAAUUACUUACAAUUGAUAGCAAUUUGGAGUUACCCGAAAUUUGAAAAAUAAAUUUUCAGUAAAAUUAUCAUGUCAAUUUUAUAAUUAGAAUUUUAAAAUUUAUUCAAAAAAUUAUGCCUACGGCAUGGAGGCUUUUUUCUGGAGAUGACUCGGUUCUCCCCACUACUGGUUUAUUUUUCAAUAUUUUUUUAUGAAAAUUUAUCAGAAUAUUUUUGGAAUGAUGCUUAAAAAUGUCAGAAAUUUUAAGAAUUUUAAUAACAAAGGUACUCUGAAAAAAAUAUGCUCUUUCUUUUGUAUCUCAGACCCAUUUUCCCCCUUAACUCCUCAUUGAUGACAGCUGUAAUUUUUCAAAAUUCUAUAUCUCAGCAAAAUUGUAUUUUUUCAAUGAAGGUCUUAAUUUUUUUUUAAUUAAUUAAUAAAAUUUUAGUAUGUUUAGGACAGUUGAGUCAUUGAAAAUUUUUAAAAAGUGGGGGGUACUGUCAGAGAAUCCUUAAAAUUUUUAUGGGAUAGAUUUUCCAACUAGCACAGUUUAUACUGAUCAUUAAAUAUCAACUGGUUAAUUAAUAAACUAUCAUACAAAUACACAUUCCUAUAUAUUUUAUACCAGACAUCACAGAAAUACAUAAAUUCCGGCAUAAAUAAUAUAUAUUUAUAUUAUAACUUUCUUAAACUGCUGAUCUUGCCCCCCAGUGACCAUGUUCAAAUAAAACAUUUCGAGGAUGAAUGUUUUUAAAAAUUUAAGUAAAUAAAUAUAUUAAUAAACAAAUCCUUGUAUGAAUUUAAAUUGAUUGGUUUCGAUGUUAUUACAAAGUAGGCGAAAAAAAGUUUAAUGAAAGUCCUAAAAAAAUACAGUGUGUAAAAAAAUGUUAUAUUUAUUUGAUAAUGUUAAGUAGAUAGCGCAAGAUUUUGUCGGAUUUUUAAUCCCGAAUCAUUAUCUGACAAUUAAAUUUUUUUUUUCUUUUCCUAUUUGAAUAUAUAUAUAUAUUUUAAUAAAUAUAAUGAAUAGCCCGGAGAUUCGUUUCUGUAUUAUGGGUGCAAAUGAUGAAUUUAUUUUUAUUAUUAUUUUAAAUAUUAUUACAAUUACAAUAAUGAAUAUAUUUUUAUUAAUUUUAUAUGGAUUUUUGGUCCAAUUGCGCGGGAAAGUUUAUCACUAUAAAUUUAAAUUUAAAAUCUUGGUCGUUAAAAAAUAAAAUAAAUUGGAAAUUCAGCAAUUUUAUUUUUUUUUUAAUGCCCAAGAUUUUAAAUUUAAAUGUAAAACGAAUUUUACAUCUGUUACUUAUAGAAAUAAUUAAGUAACAGCGCCUUACUAUAAUAGUAUUAUGUUUGUGACGGAUGGUUACAAUAUUUUCAUAUGUCGUUGCACAUGUUGUUGAUCGAUACAUAUAUAUGUUAUAGUAAAUUAUGUAUAAAAACAAAUAAUAAUAAUAAUAAUAAUUACUACGAGUGCUUGAGAGUUGAAAAAUCUAUCCGACAGUAAACUGGAGAUCAUUGAGCGAGGGACCAAGAGAUAACAUUUAAAUUAAUUAAUCAAUCGCAAACGUCUCUCAUUAAAUUUCGUGUAAAAAAGUUGGUGAAAAAAAGGAUGAAAAAAUGUUGACUUUUCUAAACUUCAAAACGUUCCUGGUGGAAAUUUUUCGGAAUUUUCUCUGAAAAACUCAGUUCUAAAGACUUUUUCAAAGUUCUAAAGACUUUUUCUGAGUUUUUCAGAGAAAAGUCCGAAAAAUUUCCACCAAGGGUGACACGACGACGAACUUUUUUGAACAUUUUUUAAAUUUCAAUAUUCAAGAAAAGAAUCAAUGAAUAUCCUGAUAUUAUUAUGAUCCUGAAGUUAACAGACAAUUAAAAAUUUUUGGAUUAUUUUUUUUAAACAAAUCAAUUACGAAAAAAAAACUAAAAAUAUGCACAUGUAAAAAAUCAAAAAAGCUACAGGUGCAAUUUUUUAAAUAAUUUUUUUUUAUAACUUCGUUUUUAAAAAAAUUCAAAAAUUAUCAAACGUUCGCUAACUCCAGUAUCAUUAUUAAGUCAAUUGUAUUUUCAGAAGUUUAAAAAAAGUUUGUCGUGUCACGUUUUGAAGCUUAGAAUAGCCAACGAUUUUUUUUACACGUGUAAAAAAAAAAGAAAUAAUAAUUACUGAUAAAAUCAGACGCUUGUGGCUUUGAUUUUUUCGUGACGAUUAAAUUAACGCGUUUGAGUUGACAAUAAUCGUAAAAACAAACAGUAUACGGCGCAAUAUUAUUUAUUGAUAGAAUGCACCGUUAUCUUUUUUUAUAUUUUAAUUAUUAUUGUAUUGUAAUCAUGGAUAAAAAGGUUGAUAUUUGUUAACUAUUUUAAAAAAUGGAAAAAUGGGUUUAAAAAGUGCGAAAACGGGAGAAUGAAUUAUUGGACACUUAUUUAAAGUAUUUAAUAUUUUAGAUUGAAAGUAUAAUAUAUAUAUUAAUAUAUUUAUUACUGUCAACUGUAUGUCAUUAUUAAGCAAUAUUUAUACGUUUUGUAAUGCUGAAUACGUGUAUUUGUAAACAAAAAUAUCAUGCAUAUAAAUAAUCACUGAAACAACAAAA